AUGACGGGCAUCACGGCAGACACCAUCCUGAAGCUGUUCCCAGACAUUGACACCAGCGGUGAGGCCCUCGAGGGCCAUGACGAGGAGCAGAUUAGGCUGAUGGACGAGGCGUGCAUUGUUCUGGACGAGAAUGACGCCCCAAUUGGCAAGGCGAGCAAGAAGAUCUGCCAUCUUAUGACCAACAUUGACCGCGGCCUGCUGCACCGGGCUUUUUCCGUCUUCCUGUUUGACGAGCAGAACCGGCUGCUGCUGCAGCAAAGGGCAACGGAAAAGAUCACGUUUCCCGACAUGUGGACCAACACGUGCUGCUCGCACCCGCUGGCCAUGCCGAGCGAGACCGGUGCCACACUUCCAGAGUCGGUCGCCGGCGUCAAGCGGGCGGCCCAGCGCAAGCUGGACCACGAGCUGGGCAUACCGGCGGCGCAGGUGCCCAUCGACGACUUCCGCUUCCUGACUCGCAUACACUACAAAGCGCCUAGCGAUGGCAAAUGGGGCGAGCACGAGAUCGACUACAUCCUGUUCAUCAAGGCCAAGGUUGACCUGGCGGUGAACGAAAAUGAGGUGCAGGCAACGCGCUACGUGACGCCAGACGAGCUCAAGGCCUUAUUUGAGGACCCCAAGCUGAGCUUCACGCCGUGGUUCAAGCUGAUCUGUAACUCGAUGCUCUUUGAGUGGUGGCAGAACCUGGACUCGGGCCUGGACAAGUUCACCAAUGAGCAGGAGAUCCGGCGGAUGUAG
Grosmannia clavigera kw1407 is the source of this 738-nucleotide messenger RNA. Its product is annotated as isopentenyl-diphosphate delta-isomerase. The record is from RefSeq and is a predicted model, not a curated record. The coding region runs from base 1 to 738 and encodes 245 amino acids. Lineage: Eukaryota; Fungi; Ascomycota; Sordariomycetes; Ophiostomatales; Ophiostomataceae. Gene Ontology annotation, biological process: isopentenyl diphosphate biosynthetic process; isoprenoid biosynthetic process. Gene Ontology annotation, molecular function: isopentenyl-diphosphate delta-isomerase activity. Gene Ontology annotation, cellular component: cytoplasm. The transcript is spliced from 3 exons.